CGCUCGUCAAUUUAACGAUUUGGCGCGAGGAACCUGCGAGGAACGCUUAGCAAUUUCUGGAGGUUAUAGACAGGAGUAGAAGGUACAAUUGAGUGAUCUUUCAGAUUCUUGAGAUUCGCUUAGCUCGAAUACCUUAAUAAAUUUAUUAAUAGCAGUUGUGGAUACGUGUAAUUUAAUGGCAGACUUUCUCAAGGAACUGAAGGACCAUGCUACAAGCUUUCACAAAGACAUUAAACAUCUUGAAAGAGCAUUUAGUAGUCCUUGGACGUUUUAUGGAACGGUUUCAAGGAGUGCAGAAGCCAAUGUAUUUUUAAAAAAAGAACUCGAGUGUAUUAAAAAUAUGCAUUCAUGUAUUGGAGAACAAAUACAAGAAAUGGAAGACAGGAUUAGUGACACUAAUCAGUUGUUACAGCAAGUUGAAUCUGCUUCAGAGGAUUUAAACAGUAUCACUAAAUUACUUGAAGCUUGUGGGUUUACAUUUUCUGAAGAAAAGGAAAUUUCUGGCUGUAAUGAAGAAAACCAAAGGAUAGAUAUUGCAAAGGGGAACGAUGAAAAUGUUUAUGAAGGAGAGCAAUCAGAAGACCCUGGAGAAGAAUAUGUUCUAGGUUAUUUAGCUGGUAAUGAAAAAUGUGAAGAGAUUUUAGAAUCGACUGAGAAGUAUUUAGUAGAUAACAACAUUAAUUUAGAUGAUAUUGUUACUCCUUUAUUUCAACGAAAUAGUUUAUAUUGUGGGAAAAAAACGUAAUUGUCCAACUGGCAAAGAAAAACAUGAUUGUCGUGACAAAAAUAUUUUAAGUCAUAUAUGUUAAUUAUUUUUAUUUUAUGACGAAAUGUACAUCUUUAGCCAUUCAUCAACUUCUUUAUUACUUUUCUCCAUCCACCGAAUGUUAGACUUCACUUUCUCAAUAGUCUGCUUGAAGGCGAGAUCUGUUGUCCCCAAAUUUCCAGCAUUUUCUUCACGGAACUUCAUAAGCUGUAAAAUAUUAAUAGUACCAAUGAAAACAGUAUGCCACAAACUUUCUUGUGUCAUUGUAAUGGUUAUGUACAAUUAAUAAAAUUGUUUCUUAACUGAUAAUAUUAAUUGUGAUACAUACUUUUAACUGACUUUUUAACAUUUUUUUGGGGGUGUUUGCAUCUCUGUUAGAUUGGAUUCCAUUUAAUUGCAUGAGACACGUAACUUGAAAAAUGAGAUUUGUUACUUUACAUUCUAUCAUGUUUUUUAAUAGCUGUAAGUUUUGCAAUAUUUUUUUCACUUAAUAUUGUGUGUUAUACUCUGAAUAUUUUAGUCAUACUUUACAAAAAAAAGGGUGUUUUAAUAAAUAAAGAUUUAAUCAAAGUGAAGGUGAUUUCAUUUAAUCCAGUGUAUUGUGCCCUGUCCAUACAAGAAGGUGUGUUGCUGGUUAUGAGAAAAUGUGAGUGCGAGUUUCAUUUAAAGUACGUUCAAAACACUAAAAUAUUUGUUUCAAAUCAGCAGAGUUCCCCUUAUUGCAUACCACCCCUGUUCCCGACCAACAACCAUCAAUUUCUCUGCAAAAAU
Molecule: messenger RNA, 1537 nt
Organism: Gryllus bimaculatus (two-spotted cricket)
Lineage: Eukaryota; Metazoa; Arthropoda; Insecta; Orthoptera; Gryllidae
Source: the annotation of a GenBank genome assembly